This is a messenger RNA of Acanthamoeba castellanii str. Neff, 978 nucleotides long. RefSeq names its product HAD hydrolase, family IIA subfamily protein. The transcript has 6 exons. Gene Ontology annotation, cellular component: mitochondrion. Gene Ontology annotation, biological process: glycerophospholipid biosynthetic process. The record is from RefSeq and is a predicted model, not a curated record. Bases 1 to 978 code for a protein of 325 amino acids. NCBI's taxonomy places the organism in Eukaryota, Discosea, Longamoebia, Acanthamoebidae.
AUGAAGGCCCGGCUUAGUGCAGCGGUGGUGCUGGACGUGGACGGCGUGCUGCACAAGGGCUACGUGCCGAUCCCCGGAGCACGCGAGGCGCUCGAGCGGGAGGCGGCCCGGGUGCCGUUCAUCUUCGUUACCAAUUCAGGGGGCGAGUCGGAGGAGGCCAAGGCCGCACGCUACCGCCAGGCCCUUGGCUGGGACGCCAUCUCGCCCGCACGCCUGGUCCAGUCCCACACCCCGCUGCGCGGCCUGCUCCCGCGCUUCGCCGACCGGCUGGUCCUGGUCGUCGCCUCGUCCGCCUCGGCGGCAGCCUCCGUCAUGACCAGCUAUGGGUUCAAGUGCUACACGACUAUACAGGAGUUUGCCCGCCGACACCCGUACCUCUAUCCAUCCAAGACCUACGACGCUCCUGGAGGAGCGGAGGAGGAAGGCCUGAGCCCAGCAGGGAAGAAGGAGGAGGAGGAGAGCUUUGACGCCAUCUUCAUCCUCGACGGGAGAAUCGAAGGUGCGGCCGGCAUGCUCGAGGCAAUCUCUUCUGAAGAGGCCCGCUCUGAUCUGAGCGAACAUGGACAGGACGAAGAGGGACAUCUGCCCGUGUACUUGGCCAACCCCGACCUGAUGUACGCGGACCAAUUCCACAUGCCUCGAUUCACCAACGGCGCAUUCCACGUGUGCCUCGCUGCGCUCUACAAGAGUGUGAGUGGGAAGGAGCUGCAGAGCGUGUUGUUUGGAAAGCCGCAUCGCACGACCUACGAGUACGCCAUCCAGCUGAUCACCGAGCUGGCCACGCAGCAGGGCCACACUACGCCGCCUCAGCGAUUCUAUGCCGUGGGGGACAACCCCCUCUCCGACAUCAAGGGAGCGAACGGGAUGGGCUGGACUUCGAUUCUGGGUCCCGGCGACAAUGACCCGCGUCAUCCCGCCACCCACGUCUGCCCCUCCAUCACCGGUACGAGUCUGCUGCGAGAGAGCGGCCACGACUGA